This is a messenger RNA of Haliotis rufescens (red abalone), 14550 nucleotides long. RefSeq names its product serine/threonine-protein kinase SMG1-like. NCBI's taxonomy places the organism in Eukaryota, Metazoa, Mollusca, Gastropoda, Lepetellida, Haliotidae. Gene Ontology annotation, cellular component: nucleus. The coding region runs from base 93 to 10910 and encodes 3605 amino acids. Gene Ontology annotation, molecular function: protein serine/threonine kinase activity; protein binding. The transcript has 74 exons. Gene Ontology annotation, biological process: nuclear-transcribed mRNA catabolic process, nonsense-mediated decay; phosphorylation. The record is from RefSeq and is a predicted model, not a curated record.
UCAAGACGUAAUGGCGGAUUGUAGGUUGCAACUUCAACUGACUGAUAUGUAAAACUUCUGACAUUAUGAUAGUUUGAGCCACAAUACAUGUAAUGAGUGACAAGUCUGGUGGAGUUAAGCAAAAAUCACAAGAAAAUUUGGAUAAAAACCAUGACAAGUCAGCGAAUGGGUCGGGUGAAAAUUCACGAUCCAACUUGAGCGAAAGUGGAAGCCCUGAAAAGGUCUCGACUGCCUCGAAAUAUGACCCCAAAGCUCGUUCCUUUGACAGGAAGACCUCGCCAAGGCCUCCGCCAAAGGGUAGAGGUGUAUACAAGAAUGGUGGACCCAAACCUCGACGGGAAGAUGAACGAAAUUUUAAUUCUAACGCCAAAGGCUUCCGCAGAUACGACACAAAGUCGGGUGCUCCUCCGCCACCCCAAACAACUUCAUCUCUGUCAGAGAAAAAGACAAUAGAACCAGGCAAGACUUUCACUGAUGAGUCUCGACUGUCCAAGGUGAUGCGGCGUUUGCUCCGAGAUGCAGAUCGAGACCGAAGACUCACAGCAGCCAAGCAACUUAAAGACUAUCUACACACUGUAGAAGGAGGGAAGGCUGCUGUGAAGUCAGCAGAUGACCUACUGGCUGCCCUGCCUGGGAUCUUCUUUGAGAGAGGGUACCGGGAGGUGAAGGUGGAAGUAGCCUUGUCUAUUGGAGCUAUAGGCAGUGCUGUUGGUCAGGAUAUGCAGAGCUUUUUCCAGUGGUUGUUUGGCCAGACCGAGACAGUGUUUGAGGACGAGGUGAAGACCUUCUAUCUCCUGGCCUUGCUUGAGACUUUGCGUUGUGAUGAAAAGAGACAGAAUGCUGCAGAACUUAUGCAGCUGGUGAUGGAGAAGAUACAGACCUUGCUGGAGAAUGCUGACACGCCAGAACUACUGACGGCUGUGGUAGAUGUCAUCAUGUUUAUUGCCAAGAUCUACCCACACAUCUUCAGCAUGCACUUUAGGGACACAGUGGACAUCCUGGUCGGCUGGCACAUUGAUGCCACCCAGAAGGAGGCCCUGAUCAGGUACACCUCCCAGGCUCUGGUCAGCUUCCACAUGUUCUGGACUUCGGACCUCUCCUUCUCCCUCACUCUGCUUGGACAGUUCCUGGAGGACAUGGAGGCCUAUGCCGAGGACCUGAACCUGAACAUGACUGUGCAGCCCCUGGCAGACGAGGACCUGCCCCCGGCAGAGGAGUGCAUCACUAAGAUCUCCGCCCUGCUGCGUGUGUUCACCACUGUCAUACAGAGCCUGGGGGACAGCUUCUCUCCAACCAAGGGGGGUCAAAUCUCAAGGGAAUAUGUCUAUGAGGUGUUGGAUAAGAUUGUCCGCAGUGUUGAAAAUGCUACAAAAAAUCUACACUCUGAGAGCAUCUUUAUUGCAGCCAAUGUGUGUCUGACCUGCAUUGCAAGCCAGCUUCAGAACAACAUCACUCCGACCUGUGAGGGGAUGCUGCCGUUUAUAACCAGGCAGAUCUUCCUCACGAAGUUGCUCAGCAAGCACCACCUCAUGACUCUCUUUGAUCUGGUACACAAGGUGGUGGAGGUGUUUGGACCACAGCUUCCAGUGAUCUUCCUGACCAAGGUUCUAGGUCCUGGCUCCCUGCUACAUGGCUGUGUGAUGUCCCACUCCGGGGAGGUGCUGGGCCACUUGAUGUCCGUGUAUCAUGCCAUCCUUGGCCUCAAGAGUGUCCCCCUGUUGGAGGAGUCCUACAGGUUGAUCCGGAGCUCUGUUGAGGCGUGCUACACCAAGCUGCUGGCCGGGGGCCCCUCCCACGCCAUGUUUGAGAGCCAGGAGGAAAACCCCUUCUCCCACCACGCCUUCAGCAUCAGGCAGGCAGAGGCCAUCAUCUUGUUUGACGUCUGUGCACUCGCAGAGAUAGGCAACACAAAGAGCAACCUCAUUGGGAUGUGGGCGCUGUCCCCUAGUGUGUUUGACCUCCUGAGCACCCACCUGUGUCCGGUGGAGCCCUGGAUUGCCGAGUGUUACCCGUCGGUGCAGUUUGCCGUGGUGUACGCCCUCUACUCCCACUGCUGCAGGCACAGCAACUUCACGUCCAGCAGCUCCAUGCUCUCCCAGCCCUCCCCAGUGGACAGUGCUAUCAUCUCAUCGGUCAGCAUGGUCACCAGUGGCCACUUUGCCAAGGUCCUGGAGCUCACGGAGCAGCUGUUAGCCCACUCCAAGACCACCUACGAUGUAAGGUGCCUGGUGAUCAAGUGGGUGUCCGAGAUCAUCACCAGCCUGCACACAUCCCAGCACAUCUUCCUCAAGGCAAUCUUCAUCAGACUCCUCAAGACUCUCAUAGGACAAGGUUUCAACACAGAGCAGCCCAUCUUUAUGGCAGUCAACCAAUGUUUGAUGAACUUAUUCAAGUCCACUGUCCAGUUCCCAAAGGAGGUGGUCAAGCUGUGUGUGGAACUUUGUGCGUUCCGACUGACCGACCUGCGACGGCAAGUUAAAGAAGCCUUCAAUUCUCUCCUGAAAAUACUUCCCUUGGAUGUUGUGACCAGUAACCUUGUGUUCGAGGCAGAAGAAGAAGCCCUAGCCAGUCAGCGCCGUGACCGAGUCGUUGGACUGAAGGCGGCAUGGUUGGCUCGGAGGAAUCACAUCGGCAAACAGCCAAUGGGGACGUUCCACUCUCAUAACUUCAGACAUGUCAUGGCCUACCUUCUGAACAACAUGCAGCCCAGCCAACAGGGAGUGCUGCACUGGCUGGAGGCCAUGUACCACAGUUCCCAGCGCUCCGACAAGGAGCAGGAGAAGACAGCGGACGUCGUCACUCUCGCCGACUUGAUUGACGGGAACGAGUCCCUGCUGUGGUUCUGGGCCACUUGGGAGGCUGCCAACUUCUGUGUGUUAGCCAGGCUGAGGACACCGCUCGGCAAACCACAGGAGACUUUCAUGACCAUAGAAAGUGUGCUGAAGUCCAUAGCUACAGAGGUCAGCCGGGAGGACACAGAGGACGGAGGCGCAGCAGAUGCUCCCAAAAGUGAGCGUCCAGGGGAGUACACCAGCCUCCUGCGAGUCCACCUGCUGCUGCAGUUUAUGGAGCAUCUAGAGAAGCUCCUCUACAACGCCUACGAGGGAUGCGCUGUUGCCAUGCCAACACCUCCCAAGACUGUGAGGACAUUUUUCCGCACCAAUCGGAACACUUGCCAGGAAUGGAUCGCACGUAUCCGAGUGUGCAUCAUCAAGAUGGCAGUGCAUGCUGGGAUGUCUGCAGCCGCAGCACGGCAUGCUUAUGAACUUCUCAAAGACAUGGUUGAUGCGGACAAUACCAAUGUUCCCGAGUUUGAGCAGGGUGUGGUGUACCUGACUCAGGCACUGUGUGACCUCCGCAGUCCGGAGUGUGUGAUGGGGGUGUACAACUGGUGUCGGGAUGUCGCUGGACGCAAGUUCUCCUGGAUCAAGGCAGUAGCAGAGAAAGCAGAGAGAAGGUAUGAGGCUGCAGCGAGGGAGUUCAAGUCGAUGCUGAAGAAUACCAUGUCAGUGGAGAGUGAUGACGACAGCAAAGGGAGGUCAUCGAGUUCGUCCCCGGAGGGGAGUCCAAGACCUGGCAGUGAAAACAAACCUCUUCACAAGAUGAUCCUGAGCAAGCAGCCAGAGAAGAACCCUGGCACUGUCAACUUCAUGGUGAACGAGGUGAUGGACUGCUACAUUCAGCUGAGUGACUGGGAUGCGGUGCUUGAGUGGCAGGAGUCUGUACAGAAGUACCGCUCCGAGAACACUCUCAGCACCGUACAGACGGCCUUCAACUCCAACUAUGACAUCAACUACAUCAAAGCACUGUCCCACUUUGACAGUGGGAACCUGAGUGGUGUUCGGGAGAGCCUGGAGCUGGUGCCAGGGGCUUCCUUGUCCGAGAUGAGCAAGUCGGAGGCAGGAGGCUUGACGUGGAACCCACGCACAGAGCUGGAGAAUAUCCACUCCCAGUUCAUCAAGGCUGCAACACUCCUGCAGGAACACAAGCAAACAAACCACAGGACCGACAUCCAGAAGUGCCUGAGCCAGGCGGAGCGGUGUGGGGAGGGGUUGUUGAGAAUCAAGGCAAUGGACUGGCCUCCGACCCUGUCUGGACAGGUGCUCAAUGAACUGAACACAGUGUCCAUGCUGCGGAAACAGCUGGAUGAGAAGAGAGUGAAGACGUCACUGUUGUCGCUGUCGGAGCAGCUGCUGGUGGAGCCAGACAGCCAGGAGCUGGGGACGUACAUGCAGACCCUGAGACUGCUCAACCUCCAGCUGCUUCUGCCGGGAUGUGACCGCAAGCCAGAGUUAAAGAACCAGCUGUCUCGCACUCUCCUGGCAGCGUCGUCUCUGUCCCGCAAACAACACAGCUACGAGCUGGCUGAGGACUUGCUGGUGAGACAAGUCAUCACCCUCAUGAGGAACAGCAACGAGAACGGCCGCAUUACCUUCCCGAACGACCUGGUCCCUGCUCUGGCCAGUCUGCGCUCUUGCAAUGGCAGCCUUAACCAGAUGGAGGUGAUGAAGGUGGAGCGAGAGAGCGCUAAGCUGCUCCACAGCAUCAGCCAGCCCAAGGAUGCCAUCGAGGUGAUGAGCAGCAGCAUCAUGGGGAACAUCCUCCUGGGCGACACGGCUCAGAAGAAGCCCGUCGUGGGCAGCUGUGCAGAGCUGUGUUCCAGGUCGCUGGUGACCCUGGUCAAGUGGAUGCAGGGGGACCAGAAACUGCUGGGGUCGGUGGCGGCGCAGGUCAAGCUGAGUGGACAGGGAGACGGCAGUGGCACGUCGUCCCACACGGUGAGGAACAUCAAGCUGUUGAUGGAGAUGGAAGAGAAGGGAGCAAAGAAGAGACUGGGACUCAGCCUUGCUAUGGAGGACCAGGAACAAGUUCUGAAGAUUGGCGACAACCCCAUCCUGUCUGACAGUGACAGUAUCAUUGGUCGCCUGCUCCACCUCUGUGCAAUGGAAUCUCCCAAACUGGCCAAGUCCUGGUUCACCCUGGCUGGGUGGUGCUACAAAUGGGGGAGGAAGGCAGUAGACAAUGCCAGCCAUGGGAGUGUGGAGCUGUCAACUGAAGAAAAAGGACAGAUUUUAUCAAUCAUCCCCAAGGGUACAAGCAGCGAGGAGACAGAGAGGGUGCUGGGCGUGUUGAGCCAGAUCCACAGUCCGCUGUCCAGUGAGGAGGACAUUAGUGACCAGGACCAGAGUCUCUACGAUGAUGGCACCGAGACGACGAGGAAGCAGCUGCUAGCAACAUCCACAUCGCUGCAGAUGGCGAGUGAGGAGUGUAUCGAGCAGUUGUUGGCGGUGUGGCAGGGAGUGGUGCAGAGAGUGUAUCACUACUACAAGCUGUCCGCCAAGGCCUACUUCACGUACCUGCAUCUCAAUGGAGUUAACGAAGAAACCGACAAUGCUGAUUGCAACAUCAUCUCCACUCUGCGGCUGCUUCGUCUGCUGGUGAAACACGCAUGGGAGCUGAGAAAUGUGCUGGAAAGUGGCCUGGCACAGACCCCCACAACGCCAUGGAAGGGAAUAAUCCCCCAGUUGUUUUCCCGACUGAGCCAUCCAGAAGGCUAUGUGAGACAGAGUGUGUCUGAUCUGCUGUGUCGGGUGGCCCAGGAUGCCCCACACCUCAUCAUAUACCCAGCUGUGGUCGGCAGCUCCGCCAACAAGAUGGAGGCCAAGGUCACAGACCAGAGAGGUUUGCUGAGCAACUACUUGUCAGAAGAAGAGGAGAGCCUUGACCCUGAUGAAGGAGGUCAAGGGUCACAGGGAGAGGAUGAGGGAGAGGAUCCGGUCAUGGAGGACCCCAGUGCCACCAUGCUGCAGACUUGCCUAGCCACCAUCGUGGACACCCUGUCUCACCACAACCCCAAGAUGAUCUCCGAGGUGCAGCAGAUGGUGCAGGAACUGCGGCGCGUCACGCUGCUGUGGGAUGAACUGUGGCUUGGCACCCUAAACCAGCAGCAUACGGACGUGGUGCGCUCCCUGGCCCAGCUGGAGAGUGAGGUGAAGAAAGUCAACGCCAACCAGUCACUGAACAAGGAGGAGAAGACGGCCAUCAUCAGAGAGAAGCACAAGACCAUUAUGAAGCCAAUCCUAUACACAAUGGAGCGGCUCCACGAGAUUACCAGCCAGGCGGCGGAGACACCGCAUGAGAAGUGGUUCCAGGACACGUAUGGGGAACUGAUAGAGAACGCCCUGCAGAGGCUGAGGAACCCUAGCAACCCCUCCAACCCUGCCGUCAACUGGCAGCUCUUCAAACAGCUGCAUGUCAGCCUGCAGCAGCGAGCCCAGAAGCGAAACAGUCUGCAGUUGCGGAUGGAGGAAAUCAGCCCUCGACUGUCCAGUCUGGUCAGCUCGGUCAUCCCUAUGCCCGGACUCGGUGUGCUCGGACAGACAGUCACCAUAGAGUCUGUCUACAACACGGCACAAAUCCUCCCCACGAAGACCAAACCCAAGAAACUGGUCCUGCUUGGAUCAGAUGGCCGAAGAUACCCGUACCUAUUCAAGGGCCUCGAGGACCUCCACUUAGAUGAGAGAAUCAUGCAGUUCCUGUCUAUUGUAAAUAACAUGUUCUCCAAGUCAAACAAGGGGACCCGUCAGCUGUACCGAGCUCGACACUACUCUGUGACACCACUUGGACCACGGUCAGGCCUCAUUCAGUGGGUGGAGGGAGCCACACCUCUGUUCGGUCUGUACAAGAAAUGGCAGCAAAGGGAGGCAAUUGCACAGACCCUCAAGAUAAGCUCAUCAGGACAGAGCAGUGCUUCCAGCAAUGCGGCCACCAUCCUGCGCCCCAGCGACAUCUACUACAACAAGCUCACACCGGCACUGAAGGAUAAGGGCAUUGACAACCUGGACAGCCGUAAGGAGUGGCCACUGAGUGUCCUGAGGAACGUCCUGGAGGAGCUGAUGGAGGAGACGCCCAAAGACCUCCUGGCCAGGGAGCUGUGGUGUGCCAGCUCGGGUCCCAAUGAAUGGUGGCAGAUCACUCAGACCUAUGCCAGGUCCACUGCUGUCAUGUCUAUGAUCGGCUACAUCAUUGGACUCGGGGAUCGUCACCUUGACAAUGUACUGGUUGAUCUGGCAACGGGCGAGGUUGUCCAUAUAGACUACAAUGUGUGUUUUGAAAAAGGCAAAGGUCUGAGGGUCCCUGAGAGAGUCCCAUUCAGGAUGACUCAGAACAUAGAGACAGCUCUGGGUGUUACUGGCAUUGAGGGGACUUUCCGAACGGCAAGUGAGCACGUGAUGAAGACGAUGCGUAAAGGCCGAGAGACGCUGCUGACACUGCUGGAGGCCUUUGUGUAUGACCCGCUGGUGGACUGGACCACCGGGAACGAGGGGGGCUACACGGGGGCCUUCUACGGAGGGGGGAUGACCACGGCGGCGGGAGCGGGGGAGAAGAAGAAGAGCAAGAAGGAGAUGGAGCGUGAGAUCACCUGCAGCAUGUUCGCUAUCAGGGUUAUGGAGAUGAAGGCGGCCUGGACAAAGAACAGAGAAGAUAUCAUGACUGCUGUGCCCGAGCUGAGGGAAGUAGAGUUGUCAUGGAUACAGAUGUGCGAGCGCCACCUGUCCCACCUGACUGACAUGGACGGGAUGAAGGAGGUGAAGCAGUUGUUGAUGGAGGCUCAGCGCGAUGCCGGCCACGCCCUGUACUCCCUGCAGGAGAGGUACGCAGAGUACUCGGUGGUCAAGGCAGCCAAGGACUCGGCCUACAAGGCCGUGGAGGAGAAGAUCAACGAGUUCAGUCACUGGCAGAAGAUGCACAAGCACUGCCUGGAGACCAUGCAGGGGUCAGUGUUCCAGAAGAUGUGUUCCGAAGUGGCCAAGCCCCUGGACCUGGGAGCACCCAGCUUCUCUGCUGCCACGGAGUUCCUCCAGGGUGCGGGCCAGAGUCAGAUCGUGGGGCAGUGUGAACAGCUGGAGACAGAGAUGAGUGGUCACCUGCAACAGCGACGGUCACUGCUACACAGCGUGUUUGAGGUGCUGCACAGCUACAGCACCAUUGUAUCACAGUUUGGAGCCAUAUUUGCUGACGAGGCGAGGACAUCCCACUAUCUGUGGUGGCUGCAGGAGCUGGUGUGUGACUUCACCACAAACAAAUGUGAGCAGAUAACCUCGCGGUAUCACGACCUGUUCGGGCCCGGGUCUACAGCACCCAGCAGCAAGACACAGGUCGUCAUGACAACGGAAACUCGGCUCCAGAGUAUCGACACUGAAACCAAUGCCAAGAUACGGAAGUUGCUGGAUCGUCGUUCCCAGGAGUUGGUGGACACGCCUAUCCUUGAGAUACAGUACCAUGAGUCUGAGAGAGCAAUACAGGCCUUUGUGCAAGACAGCGGCAUGUGUGGCGUGACAAGCCUGAUCUGUGUGAUCGUGUCGGCCCUCUGCUCCCUCAACAAGAGAUACAUCAUGAUGGAGGGGGCGGCCUCAGGUGCCGGGGACCGCCUCAUGGACCUGACCUCCCGGGACGGGGACUGGUUCCUCGACGAGUUGUCCAGCAUGAGCGGCAAUGUCAACAUGUUCCUCGACACUCUCAAAAACAACACCAUGGCAGGGGACGUGGAGAACUUCCGAGAGCUACACCAUGCCCUGACUUCCACACACAAUGCAUAUGUGGCCCUCCAGGACCUGAACAUCAACUUCCGCACAAUCAUCCUGCCGGAGACCCUGAAGCUGAUCCAGGCCCAGGACGCCAGUCUCUUGUCCUUGCUGUCGCACCUCGAGAACAUGAUCUCCGACCUCAAGCAGCCACUGGACGCCCUCGUCGCCCAGCUAGAGGUGCUGCACAGGAAUGCUGUCAUGGGAAUAGAGAACGAUUCGAUGGAGUGCAUGACGAUCGUGAGGAACAUGCAGUGUGACUUCAACAAGCUGCUCCAGGGCUCUGACCACGACUCCGGGGACCUCACCCCGGGGCAGAUGCUGCUGAUGGGAUUCAACGGCUUGUUCACCCGACUGGAGAAUGAGUUUGCCAGCAUGUUGGAGGCCAUUGAUUCUGUACAGGUGCCGGACGUCUGGAGGAAGGUGGACGUUGUCAAGGAGGCCAAGUCCAUGCAGCUGUCCUCCUUCACCAGCAGCACUCGAGGUCUGUUGUCCAAUCUGUUCUUCCUGAAGAGACUCCAGGCCAUGCAGGACUUCUUCCACAUGGGCACCCAGUUUGCUGCUGCCCUGCAGGGCCUUGAUGGCGGAGUGUGCUACGAUGAUGAGCAGAUGGCCAAACCUAUCAAGAAAUUCAUUGCAGACUAUGUGAGGAAGCAGGUGAUUGGUUUCCCCUCCCAAAUCCUGGGCUACAUCAUCUGUGUGUUUGUGGACACCCUCGGCGUGAAUGUCACUGCGGAGAUCGAGCUGAAGGAUGUUGGGGCCGAGUCAAAGGUGCCGCUGGAUGACCUGUGCAAGAAGGCAGUUGACCAGUGCUUGAGGAACUCUCAGUUCCAGCAUGUCCACCUGACUCAAGCCACCUCCCUGACAGGGUCUCAGGACUCCUCCUGGAGAAAACAUGAUCUGGCCAGACGUCUGGACAACAACAUCAGCCUGGUAAAGACGUCCCUGCAGCGCUGUCAGCCUCAGGUGGCCAGGUUCCAGUGGCUGCAUGAGGACCUGUUCUCACAGGCCGGCCGCCAUCCCACCCAGUUUGACCUGCCAGUCAGAGCCAAUGUCAUGUCCGAAAUGAGAAAGGGCAUGCAGUCCCUGUUGAGCCAGGAGGGGGUGAUCGCUGGGUGUGAAGACCGCUACAGUCAGUUGGAGGGUAGCAUCACGCAGAGACUACGGUGGGCCGCCGGCGCCAACCCAACACUCAACUUUGUCCUGCAGCAGUUUGAGGAGGCAAGCAAUCGCAGGAAAAUGUCACUUGAGACGGAGAGCAAGAUGGUGACGGAGGUUGUCUCUCUGUGUCAGGGUAUCUUGCACUUCGAAGCACUGAGAACACGGACAGCUGAGGCAGUGUCCUCCGACACCAACUUCCUCACUCACAUCAACAGAUGUAACGAGGUGUGCAUGUUGAUGGAGUCGUCCAGCAGCAGUGUCUCGGACCUGGAGGUGCAGCUGAUGACCACACGGUCCCCAGAGGAGGGUGAGAAGAUCACUGCCCAGUGGCUGGAGUCCACGCUGGACCAGGUCAACAAGGACGUUGCAGAGAUGGACACACAGACAGACACCAUAAAGGCAGAGAUUGAUGGAUUCAAAAUAAGCAUCCAGGACAAGGUCUCAACAAUCAAGACAGUGCUAGCAUCCCAUCACAAGCUGAUGUCUGAUCUGCGCUCCAUCCUUAAGUCCAUGGCCAAGCAAGAGGAGCAGGACUAUGGUGACUACGUCAUUGAGGGGGGUAUCCGGGAGUACCUGGCCACCUAUAAGAAUUUCUCGGAGAACAUGGCUGCCGCCCUUAAGACUGCCGUGAGCGAUGACAUGACCAAAGAGGGCAUGCAGGAGGCCAGGGUGAUGCUGGCAGAUCUGUUGGAGCAAAUACCACAGAUAUACGACACCCUGCUGCAGUUUGCUCCACCCAUCCUGCCCGACACGGAGGAAGAAGAGGAAGAGAACCCUACCAGCAAGGAGAACAAUCAGGCUUUGAAGAAGCCAGCCGAGCGUGAAGUAGCCAGUCCUGCACGCAGGAUGUCCACAAUCCAGAGAGAGCUGCAGCCCAACACCCCGCCCUUCAGCCCUCAGGCCGGUGCAGCGGCCCGGGCACAGAGCACUCCCAUUGUUAAGAAGGAGAGAGUUAUCCGAGAUCCACGUACGGGGAAAGCCAUCCAGGAGAGGAACACCUAUGCAGUGGGGGUGUGGCGCCGUGUCAAGAUGAAGCUAGAUGGGAGAGACCCGGACCCCAACAAACGCAUGUCCGUUGCAGAACAGGUGGACUAUGUUCUGAAGGAGGCUACCCAUCUGGACAACCUGGCCGUGUUAUAUGAGGGAUGGACGCCAUGGGUUUGAAUUCGACAUGACCUGAAUCCAGGCUCCUCGCUCUAACUACGACCUCUAGCAGAAACCUCUCCCUAGCAGCGAUGGCAGACGCGUAAACUGCACAUGUUGCUCGCCUCGACUGGGAGACUCUGUCUGGGUCAUACUUACAACACUCGGAAGUCGAGUCCAAAGUUCUAGCCAAAACAUGGAAGUAAAAAGCAAUACCGCACUCUCGGGCCCGGCCGUUGGGCCUUUAUAUGAGUGAUUGCUUUGAGUCAAGAGCUACCGGGACGCCGACUGCUGGCACCCUUUAUAGCAUUUUGUUCCGACAUUGGCAGAGUAACAAAGCAGCAAGAAAUAUCGACAAACUUAUUCAGAGCGACCAUCGUCAGUAGAUGGGUCCGCAUUGAUCUGAUUUGCGAUGAAUAAUGAGAUAGACUUGAGGAUAGAGUUGGUGGGAUAGAAGGACAUAUUGAUUGACGUAUCAUGUAUUACAGCCACACAUUGCCCCCCUCAUCCUAACUGUAUGGGAUUUUGUGACAAGGUGAACUAUGAUAUUGAUAGACUUUUCUUUUUCAUCGAACUACAGUCCUGAAAUGAAAUAUCUAUCACCCUUGUUGUUAUAUUGAUGAUUGUGUAUUAUAUAUGACAUGUCCAUAUGCUUGCUUUGAAUUCCUGCUUGUAGUGGAAGUCUUCGCGUCCUCAGCUAGAACUGAGUGGUUGGCAGACACAGAUUGCAGCCAUUAUGGAAAUAGACAAGCUAGCCUAUUUUGCAGUGCUAUAAGAUCACAUGUUUCACACUGUAGAUUGGCUUUAGACAUUGCAGUGGAAGUUGUUAUCUGACACAUGAGAAUUGUUAUGUUGAAAGGAUCAACACUUAUACAUUUCCCUCUCCUCGUCAAGAUGUGUGAAAUUAAGGGAAAAGUGCAUAUACAAACAUCAUUAAAUUGUCUAUCCUCUUUCUGCUUAGAGUAUUAAGAAAGUUGUAUUACUGAAUAAUACUUGGAUGACAAUAAUGAAAUAAUAUUCAAAUACUUCUUUUUUCUUGAAGAGAAGUGAAAUUCUUGUCCAUCUUUUUUCUAUUCAGUUCCAUUUGCCUACUUACUCUGCAUUUCUGAUGUCUAUCAAUUCAUUAUACUUGUUUUUGUUAGAAUAUGAUACGCCUCGGUUUUAGUAUCUGAAUAUACAAUUUAUACUAUAUUUGUGUUAUGAAAGAAUGCUCUCUUUAUUCAACUCAUAUCAAAAAGAAAUGUAGUGUCAUGCUUUUAUAAGUAAUGUGUAUAGAGAAAAUCAUACACCUUAGAUAAUAAGGAUGAGCUACUGUUUGAUACUCUGUUUAAGGAAAGACAGAAAAUGUUGGAUUAUGCAUAUGGUCAAAAAACAAGAGAUCCAACAUUUUGUGUGAGAUGUAAUUUAGAGUAAGUCGCUGCUUUCGAUUUUGUGUAACAGCUACGCUGCUUGCUUCAUUUCAAACUCCACCAUGUUUACAUGGCCUUGGUGUUUAACAGGCCGCCAGCUUUAGGCCAUUGCACUUGUGUUUAUUUGUGAUAAUGAUAGAAUUAGUGUUUAUUAUUAUGUUUACAGGAAAGACUUAAGUCAGUGUGCUCCAUCGUAGGAUAAGGAUGAAGUAUGAGUGGUCAGUUUCCGACACGGGGGUAAUUUUGAUUCCACUUUGGGGUUAUUCUUAGAUCUAUUGGGACGGUGAUGUUUGAUUUCAUCUGAUAUAGAGGGAAGAGGAACCGAGCUGCAUGUUCACAGCUCACUGCACAGAUAUCAUUGCUACACAUACUGCUCCUCAUGUGACCCAGAAAUGGGAGUUGGUUGAGUCGAGGUUGUACGUCUAACCAGAUACACAAGACUUGCAUUAUGUCAUUAGUCUCGUCUGCAAGCCCCUGAGAUGUGAUGCCUUGGUAUGAGUGGUAAAUAUUGCCGAGGUUUGUGGUAAUGAUGUGGUCUUUGCGAGAGCUGAAGCACUGGUCAGUUAUAUAGCUGCCCAGGUGUAGCCUGUGGUGGCAGAUCUUCAUUAGGUGACAUUGACCGGGAUGGUGAGAGGCGUUGGAAGGUCAUCCUUGGUGGAUGUUGAUCUUGAGUGACAGGGGUGAGGAAUGUGAGGAGGUGAUUGGUUGGGAGGAAACCAAGCGACAGCCAAUCCCAGGAAUGUCAGAUUGUUGACCAUAUACUCAUAAAGAGAAAGUCAAGUCAGUUCCGAGGUUUCUUAUGUACAUCAAUAUUUCGGAAGUGUAAGGAUGGCUUUUGGUACAGACUGGGAGCCUCUUUUAAUUAUCUGUGUGUCAUCAUGGAAUGUGGAGCAUCUUCUACAAGGUGUUUUUUUAACAGAUUAGCUCCUUGCCUACACUAUACACGUCAUGUACCUCGGCCAGACAUCGGGACAGGGUCAGUCUGCAUCAAAGAUGGGCCCUAGAGUAAACUGUGCCAUCUGAUUCUGAAAUGAGUUGAUUGUAUGAUUUGUAUGAUUUGUAUCUCCAAUAUAGUUAAAUGAACCUUCACAGAAAUACAAGAAACGUCAACAUCAGGGCAUGGCCCCAUUCCACAAAAUGAUCUUAGGACCAAUUAACCAGAACAUCCAUGUGUUAACAUUGACCUACGACAGUCCAAGCGCUAAGAUAGCUUUAUGGAACAGGGCCUGGUCGCCAAACACAUCUGAUCAUUAACUCUGUGUAAGCUCUGUGAGUAGAAGUUUCCAGGGGAUACUUGAGAUGUUGAAGCUUUCUGGCUUAGAGAACUGCCCACAGCCUGUUGUGAUGUCCUUUGUAUAGUCCUUGGUGCCAGGGAACCCGACUGUGACAUGGGUGUUCGUAAGCUUGUCUGUCAGUACGUGAGUAUUGUGAAGCACUGUCCAUGUGUCCGUGUGUUCACCGUCAGUCAUGUUACAUUCAUGUUCAGUGUAGUUUUCUUUGCAUGCCAGAUUUCAGACUUAAAUCAUGUACAGUUUGAUGUAUUUGAAUGCAAUUUAACAGAACUUUCAGCUGUACUUGAAUGUACAAUAACAGGACCAUGGCUGGACUUGAAAUUUGAAUGCAAUUUUGAUAAUGCAGUUAGCAAGAAUAGCAGAAUGAGAUCAGAAUAUAAAUGUGGAAGGCUUUUAUGCUAACCAGAGUUUUUGAAAAUAUGAAACCAGUUGUUGCCGUUUAACAUACUGUUCUAUUAUUGUCACACAUGAUGUAUGCCUUCUGACAGUGCAGUCCUGAAAGUAAAUGGAAAACUAAAACAGGCCAAUGAAAACCUGGCUCUAGUAGUCAUGGUAACAGAGUCAUCAUUAGAAACAUGCUCCUAUUUGGUUCCAUUGGGAGGUUCUGUUUGGCCGUUCAAGGUCAUACAACUGUCCUCAAACCACUGACCUGGGCCCAAACACAGUCUGCUGAGUGGCAUCAGGAGAUCAUCAAAGAACUUUCAGAAAAAUGCCCAAAUGAAAAUCUGUUGUAAGCUGACUUUUGGACUGCUGUCAUCAGGUAUUGUGUAUGAUGUAGAUUGGUGUAUACCGAUGACUUGUAUGAUGUGUAGGUGUCCCUCCCUGAUGGUCUCCGUGUAACCGUAGUCCCGUGCUGCUUCCUCAAGCACUGCACCAUCUCUCAUCUCUCAUCUCACACUGUACUGUAUGUUCCACUUAUUUGUGUUCUGGUUUGGAGCUAAUAAAAAUAGUUGUAGUUGA